Zychaea mexicana is the source of this 3032-nucleotide messenger RNA. RefSeq lists its product as uncharacterized. The transcript is spliced from 3 exons. Gene Ontology annotation, molecular function: protein serine/threonine phosphatase activity. Gene Ontology annotation, biological process: protein dephosphorylation. NCBI's taxonomy places the organism in Eukaryota, Fungi, Mucoromycota, Mucoromycetes, Mucorales, Lichtheimiaceae. The record is from RefSeq and is a predicted model, not a curated record. The coding region runs from base 260 to 2965 and encodes 901 amino acids.
CUUAACCAAGGGGGACAAAGCUGAAAAAAAAAACGCCGAGUCCAUCAGCAACCAGAUAGCUUAGGCGUGAAUGAUGAUGGAUGGUGUAUAUGCGCCGCUCUUGUUCGCUCUCUGUGACGGCUUAUUACCACUUUAACAGCAGCAAGCGAAAACAAGGCACUUUUUUCUGUCGGCCAGUUUCAAAGCAGUUCGUUUUAGGAACCACUCAUUACCCCCCCCUCCUCCUACACACCCAACCUCUACACAUUGUCAAGGCAUCAUGGAAUCCAAUGUCGAUACUGAACUCAAACAUUUGAACAUUUGUGACCAGCUACGGGCGAAUUCUUCUUUUAUGAAGGUUCUCGCGACCCUAUUUCACUAUGGAAAUCAGUCGAUGAAUGCCGCACAGUUGGUGAUCGCUGUCAGGGCACUUAAUCUACUCCCACUACGAGGCGAAACACCCAAGAGCACAAUCCAAGGCAUUAUCUCUACGUCGCGUAAAGCUGCUAGGGAUUUACGACAGCCAGAUCCGUUCCAAAUUGACAAAGACAAUUCUGGACGACAAGCCAAAUACUCUAUUGCCGAAGUGGUACUGAACGGUGCAACGGUGCCAGCAGUACAAGAAAUACCCGAUGAACCGAUCAUAUUAAAACCUGUGGAACACUCUACAGCGUAUGCUUCGUCGUAUUCUGGCCAACUUGGUAAACGCCAGCGCAAGACACCCAAGUUCUAUACACCAGAUGGGCUCCGCAAAGUAAAAAGUCGCAGUGCACGAGCAAAACUGCAACGCAAACGAAACGCUGGUUACGGCGGUGAUUCCGACAGUGCAUCUGAUAUUGACGUGGAUUUGGAUGAAGACAGCUUCAUGUCUAUGGGAUCAUCCGACGAUGACGACGAUCGAGCAAGUGCAGUAAUUGAAGAAGAUACCAUCAGUGGUCAUUCGCUCGUUUAUGCACCACCAACCACCGACAAUACCGACUACAUUGACCCUAUCAACUUUGAAGAUUAUCCGAUUGCCGCCUAUUUUGCUAUUGCACAACAAAAGGGAUACUCGUAUCCACGAUUCCGAUCGCAUGAAAAAGUCAAGAUUCCGAAAAUCAACUGCGAAGACAAAUUUCGGGUAGCAGAUAUUGUUAACGAAUCCACGAAACACGUCGUCGGCCGCAUGUUCAUCUUAGCCGAUGGCCAUGGUGGCCGUGGUUGCUCUGAAUACUUCGUUCGACACACACCAGCUGCGGUACAAAAGCUUUGUGCCAACUACGAUCCACAAAAGUUCGAAGACAAACAAGUUCAUAAGAGUUUUGAAACCGAUAUCAAAAAGAUGGUAGAAACGCUGGAUUCGGAAUACCUCGAUUUGAAGCGGAUACAGUUAGGAAGAGGUAGACAACGACAGCUGCAGCUGCAACAACUGCAACAACAACAAUUAAAUUCACAAAAGAACGGUGAUGACAGCAAGGAAGCGGAAAAGAAUUCUACCAGUGCCACAACAACAAACGAUAAUGGCAGCAGCAGCAGCAGGAGUAGUAGUACGACAGCAGCUACUGAACCAAUCAAUCACGAAGAAAUGGAUAACGAUGGCUGCACACUUAUUAUAAACAUAUUCUUUGGCAACUGGCUUAUCAACAUUAACGUGGGUGACUCUCGGUCCGUAUUAAUAUCAGCACCAAAUCCAGCGACACAACCACAGCGGACAGCUGAGGAGCUCAAUAACUAUCCACUUAUGUGCGGCCUAGACAACGACUAUAAAAUGGACGUAGUCUUUGCAUCACAAGAUCACAAACCAUAUCUGGAGCAUCUUGCACGAGAGAUUCUGGAAAACGGUGGCGAAUUCAUUGACUCUGUGCAAGACCGAGUGAUCAAGGUUGACUUGGACAAAUUGCGGGAGGACGGAAAUCGACAGGCCAAGCGAGUAGCAUUGAAGAACGCCAGAAUUCGUCCUAAAGGAUACCAUGCAAACCACAACAAUGGCAACCACGGCGGAAACAGCAACAACAGAGAAUCGCCAAGCGAAGAUAAUGCUGCUAGUGGUCAAGGUGGAUAUGCGGCACAAAGUGCCGUACGUACAACAGCAAACCACUUUAGUAGCAAGCCUCGCUCACGCGAAGAUCGAAUUCCAUCUUUGAAUGUGGCCCGAUCCUGUGGUGAUUUGGAUUUUAAAAUGAAUCCAGAAAGGAAGAUCAUCUCGUGUGAACCUGAUGUGGCAUUCUUUCGCAUAUCCGACGAUGCCGAUUCAAAUGAUGAACCGCCAUCAACACCACCACGAACACUCACCACAUCCGGCAUUCAUAAAGCAAAACGACGACACUUCUUAUUCAUGGGCACAGAUGGUAUGUUCGACUACAUGUACGAGGAAACACCGGAACGACAAAAUCGUGCGGUUGCAAAGGUGCUUGGGCCUAUGAUUGAAGACGGUGAAAAGGUCGGUGCUUUGAUGCUGGACGACGAAGAAAAUUCGGGUGGUCAGACUAUCGAGCACAACUCGGAAAACAAAGAAAACAACAGCAAUACCGCAACACCCAUGGCUGUUGAUCAACCAACCCCUACUACGACUAAUAACGACAAAACUGCUUCCACACCCGAUAAACCUCCAUCUGAACAAUCCGCAUCCACUCCCGACGAGACCAAGGGUGAUUCAACCGCUGCUACAGCUGAUAUAUCCAACAAGGAAGACCAAGUCAAGAAGGAAGAUGAUGAACCCAAAGAAACAAAUAUGGAGACUGAGGAUACCAAAAAGCCAGACGAAAAGGCAGGAGGCGAGGGGACAAUGAAGGAGGAUGGUGAGAAGGAAGAGGAACAGCAACAGCAAGCACCAAAACCAAGGUUAUUCCGCGAACUUGACGAUGAGACGGCCAGACAACGCAAAAUCAGAGAACGGACACUUGUCAUGGCAGCACGGUAUUUUGCAAAUCGCGAGAGUGUACACGGGUUUUUCUCAUCCACGUUACAGGAUUACGAUGAUUGUACCAUAGUGCUGAUUGAAAUUUGAAAGUUUCCAUCUCUUGCUCUCAAGUUCGGUUGCUGCACGCAACUUUUUCUUACCCCUUUUCUCCCAC